Molecule: messenger RNA, 5079 nt
Organism: Cannabis sativa
Lineage: Eukaryota; Viridiplantae; Streptophyta; Magnoliopsida; Rosales; Cannabaceae
Product: putative disease resistance protein RGA1
Exons: 7
Coding region: 220-3636 (1138 amino acids)
Biological process (GO): defense response to other organism
Molecular function (GO): ADP binding
Source: RefSeq, a predicted model, not a curated record
AAAAAAGAAAUGAAAGCUGAAAUUCAAAGAUCAUUAAUCAAUAAAGUAUUACUGGAUUCCAGCAUAUGUGAAUCACAUUCAUACAAUAGUCCACUUUAGUUUUCUACCACAUUCAUCAUUUAUAUUCUUAAUUAUAUGCUCUUUCACUCUCACUCUCUAACACCUCAACAAGACUACUACUCACCACUCUUCUCUAAUACCAAACAAGUUUGAAAAGCCAUGGCUGAGUUGAUUCUGUCUCCGAUUGCUGAGAAAAUCAUUGGUGGUUUGGGAUCUGAAGCUGUGAAACACAUCUCUCUGAUUUGGGGUGUGGAGGAUGAGGUUGAAGAUCUCAAAGAAACCAUUUCAACAAUCCAAGCUGUGCUUUUGGAUGCUGAGAGGAAACAAUCUCACAACAACCAAGUCAAGAACUGGCUCCAAAGGCUGAGCACUGUGGUUUUUAAAGCAGACGACUUGAUGGACGACUUCAACACUCAAGCUUUGAUCAUGUCUCACAACCCAAUGGCCAACCAGGUGUGCACCUUCUUUUCCAGCUCCAACCAGCUCGCUUUCCGUUUCAAGAUGAGUCGUAGAAUACAAGGCAUCAAGAAAAAACUGGCUUCCAUUUCCAAUGAUAAAAGCUUCUUUUUGGAGCAAGGACGUCAAGAAACUACCCUAACUCCUAGAAGAGUGAGAGAUGCUGACUUCUAUGUACAUAAGGAAGAUGUUAUUGGGAGGGACAAGGAUAGAUCGUUCAUCAUCGAUAAUCUUUUAUUGGAGAAUUUUGAUCAAGAGAGUGUCUCGGUGAUUGCUAUUGUAGGAAUAGGUGGUCUAGGAAAAACCACUCUUGCCAAAAGUAUUUAUAAUGAUGGGCAAGUCCAAAAACAAUUUAAGUUAAGGAUUUGGGUGUGUGUAUCUGAUCCAUUUGACUUCAGACUAAUUAUUAAAAGUAUUAUUGAGUCUGCAGAAGGCCAGGCUAUUUCGGGAGACAUGGGAACAGAAUUGUUAGUAAAGAAACUUCGAGAAGUACUUGGUGGAAAUCAGUAUUUUCUUGUACUAGAUGAUAUAUGGGAGGAAGACCAUGCUAUGUUGUUGAAGUUAAAAGAUUUAAUAACAAGUAAUGAAAAUGCUGGGAGUAGAGUUGUAAUAACUACUCGUAGUGAAAACAUUGCUAAAUUCUUAACUACCGAACAACAACCCUAUCAACUAGGGGUUCUUGAUGAAGUUGAAUCUUGGUUUUUGUUUAAAAGGGUGGCUUUUGAAGAUGGAUCACAAGAGCUAGAUAACUCUAGCAUUGUGGAGAUUGGAAAGGAGAUUGUGAAAAGGUGUAAAGGAAUCCCCUUGGCCAUCAAAACAAUAGGAAAUAUAUUACACGGGAAAAGUUUAGAAUCAGAGUGGUCUUCCUUAGAUAAGGAAUUUUCAAAAAUACCUUAUCGAAGAGAAGAUGAUAUGUUACCCACCCUCAAAUUGAGUUAUGAUCAUCUUCCCUCCCAUUUGAAACUUUGCUUUGCCUAUUGUAGUUUAUUUCCUAAAGAUAAAGAAAUUAAGGUGAGAAAUUUAAUUAAUCUUUGGAUGGGGCAAGGAUUUCUCAAGUUAUCUACAAGUCAAGAUCAAUAUUUGGAAGAUGUGGGUUAUGAAUGGUUUAUGACUUUGUUGGAAGGAUCAUUCUUUCAAGAUGUUGAAGUAGAUGAAUGUGGAAUUAUAAAGAAAUGCAAAAUGCAUGAUUUGAUGCAUGAUCUUGCUGUUCAAGUAGCUGGAGAAGAAUGUACUACUUUUGCAAUUUCAAAUGGCCAAAGAAAUAUCAAGGAAACUACUCUUCAUGUGUCUUUUGUAGGCGAUGCUUACUUAGGAAGUGAACUUUCAGCUUCAUUGGCUCAUGCAAAAAAUAUUCGAACAUUUCUUAGUAUUUCAAACCCUAAGAAGGAGUUAUUUUGCGAUGCCAUAACAUUAAACUGUAAGUUUAUACGUUGUUUGGAUUUGAACCGUUCAAGUGGGAAGAUAGUAUCAAAUUCUAUUGGCAAGUUGAAACACUUGAGAUAUUUAGACCUUUCAUCGAAUUCUUAUCUCAAUUCACUUACCAAUUCAAUUACGAAUUUGGUGAAUUUGCAAACGUUGAAGGUUAAUUAUUGCUCAAAUCUCAGAGAACUACCUAGAGGUUUUGUGAAACUCAUUAACCUUAGGCAUCUUGAACUUUCUUGGUGUAAAUUGAAUUCUUUGCCAGGUGGAAUAGGUCAGUUGACACAAUUGAGAUACUUGGAUCUUUCUUGGAAUCAAAAUCUAUUAUUACUUCCAGAUUCAAUGAAUGAUUUGUUGAAUUUGCAAACACUGAAACUCAAUCAUUGCUCAAAACUCAAAGAGCUUCCUAGAGAUAUUGGGAAACUCAUCAACCUUAGGCAUCUUAAAAUCUCUGAUAAAUUGGAGUAUAUGCCAAGUGGACUGGGCAAGCUAACUAAUCUCCAAAUAUUAUCAAAUUAUGUGUUGAUGAAGAGCGAAAAGUGUACCCCAAGGCAUGGUGGUGAGCUAAAGGAAUUGAUGAGAUUGAACAACUUGAGAGGCAAAUUGGAACUUACAAAUUUGAGUUGUGAGAAAAAUGUGGCAGUGGAGUAUGAGAAAGCCAAAUUAAAGGAUAAACAAUAUCUUCUAUCAUUGACAAUGGAGUGGGAUUCUGAAGCUAAAAUGGAUGAAACCGAGGCUAUUGUUGGUUAUGAGAUGUCAUUAGAAGGUCUCCAGCCACAUCAAAAUAUUCAGAAGCUAAGGCUAACAAAUUAUGGGGGUGUUAAGCUCUCCAGUUGGCUCUCAUCACUUACUAAGCUAGUGAAGUUAACUUUGAAAGAUUGUGCAAAAUGUGAGCAUCUGGUUCCAUUGAAUCAAUUCAAGUGUCUCAAGCAUUUGAAACUUGUGAGGUUGAUAUGUUUAGAGUACAUAUCCAACACUAAUAAUGUCAGCGAAGACUUGGUUGGUUCAACAACAACAUUACUGCCAUCUCUAGAGUCACUUUGGUUGUGGGAUUUGCCUAAUCUAAAAGGAUGGUGGAGAGAGACUGAAGUUCAUCAUUCUUGUUUUGAUGCAAAUGCAAAUGCAAAUGAAGAUAAUCACUCUUCCUUGCCUUAUUAUCUCCCUUCUCUUUCAAAAUUACAUAUAGAAGAUUGUCCUAAGCUGACUUGCAUGCCACUUUACCCACGUUUGGAAGGAGGAUUGGAACUGAGGAAGACUAGUUGGAAGCCAUUAGAAGAGACAUUCAGAAUGAGGAUGAUGAUGAGCAGUAACGUUGGAUCUGUAUUCCCAACAGCUCCUUCUUUCUCACCUCUCUCCAAAUUAGAAUGCCUGUAUCUAAUAGACAUUGAUGAUCUAGAAUGUCUUCCAGACUCCUUCAAGAGCCUUACUUGUCUCAGUAGCUUGAUUAUUGAUGGUUGUCCUAAAUUGAAGGAUUUGUGUCCUGGUAUUCUACAUCUCUCAUCACUUCGACAUCUACAGAUUAGCAAAUGCGAGGGGUUAGGGCACAUGCUGAUUAGUGAUGAUUAUGACUUUAUGUGGCAAUCCCUAAAUGGAACCCUUGGAUUAUUAGAACUAUGUACGUUGCCAAAUAUAGUGACUGUUCUUCCUAAGGGUAUCCAACAUCUUACAAGCUUACAAGAACUUCAAGUUUUUUUUUUGUGAUAGUCUAACAACAAUUCCAGGGUGGAUCCAUAACCUCAAAUCACUUGAGAGACUUUACUUGUGGUCCUGCCCCAAUCUGACAUCAUUACCUGAAGGAAUUCGAAGCCUCACCACUUUGAACCUGUUAUAUAUUGAUUCAUGUCCCAUGUUAUUGAAGAGAUGCAAAAGGAAUACAGGUGAAGAUUGGGAUAAGAUUUCUCAUAUAGAAGACUUGACCUUAAUUCCAGAUCCAAACAAAGAACAAGAAAAUGAGAAUACAAAGGGAUGCAACCUCUUGAAGAAGUUUAGGCUACGCAAUACAAGAAAUCAAGGAUAGAUUAGAUAUAUCAUUUGUGUAGGUAAAGUGAUUUUGCUGGUGAAUUAAUUAUGAUGAAGCAAGAAAUGUUGCUCUCUUAUGCUGUUCUUUAAACCAAUUUGCUCUUAUGCUUACAAAAUGGAUGGACACACUGAAGCAAAAGCAACCAUAGGCUGUAGCUGUGGUGAAGAUGAUUGGGUGAGCUGUGAAAAGCUUGCAUUAUGCAUCAAGUCUGCCUAUUGAGACUAGCUUACAAUGCUGUAAUCACAGUGAAGAAUCAGAGAUGCAUAUGUGUAAAAGAGUGCCCUUUUGAGAAUGUUUUACGGUUAGGCUCACGAUGGGAGUUGGUGGCAGUUUUGGGAGCUAGAAAUCAAUUCUUCUUUGGAAACAGGGAUUUUGACUUGGCCUCUGUUUCGAGAAAAGUGUUUGAAGAUGUGGUGGAGUUCACUAGAAUUCGGGAUAAACCAGGGACCAAAUCUGUAUUCACUCGGACUGCACAAGUCUCGUUCAUUAAUGUCCCUUGUAUAUCAGUGGGUAGAGAAGAAUGUAUAUGAAGAGUUCCAGUGGGCUUGUAAAUAUGGAGUUACAUGGCUGCAAGGAAAUCAUUAUGAGAGUUUGAUUGCUCAGAAAAUGGAAUGUGUAAGUUUUGUUUGUAUACCAAGCCCAACAAUGAAUGAGUACAAAAUACACAAAGCAAUGGAUUUCUUAAGUGUUUUGAGGAAUAACGGCUUUAACGGUUUUCUACAACUUAUGUCAAGCUGUCUCAGUCGACCAAAGCCUAUAAAUAAGGCUUUUAUACAGUUGGUUCAAGAGCAGAUUAGAUCAAGAAGAUUGAGGCACAAACAGAUCAGGAAUAAGUGAGAGUUUAUGAGGGUUGUAAAAGAGUGUCUUGUGUGUUUGAUCAAGAGCUCUCAUGUGAGAUAUGAUGUAAACGAAACUUUUGAUUCCCUGUACUUCAAAUGUCUGUACUGUUCUUGCUGAUUGAUCAAUAAAGACUCAGGACAAACUAAGUGACUAAGUGUAUCACCAUUCUUAGUUUGUGUCUUGUAAUCUGUGUGUAACUCUUGGUUAAUUAUUAGAAUUAAUCGCUCUUGCAUAUUUUGUUUGUUGCUGAACUUGAUGAUAUGUAUUUGUGAUUUUGUGUGUAA